AUGACCAAUUACUAGCAUCAACUCCAAUAGAAAUAGCUUAAUCUAAAAUAGCAGUUUAGAGUUCCUCACAACCAUCAACAUCAAUAAAACCUGUAACAUAUUUGAAAUCUCUUUAAAUUGAAGUUUUGCAUGUUUAAUCUUUUCCUACAUAUGGAUAAUCUGACGCACUUGCAAUGCCGUGAUCUCUGACGUAUUCAAAUCCAGAAUCCAUCCAUCCUCCAGUACAACCUUAAUUACCAUAUGGACCUGAACAAUCCAACAUAUCCUACUCAGAGAGUGAGGAUUAUAAUCCAAAAUUGAUAUUGCCGUUGAUUUCUAAUACACCUACUGCAGCAAAUGCCCAUGAAGAACCACAUUAUGUUCCUUAAUCUUUAAUUGGUGGCACCUUGCCUUCUUCAAC
This is a messenger RNA of Paramecium primaurelia, 400 nucleotides long. Lineage: Eukaryota; Ciliophora; Oligohymenophorea; Peniculida; Parameciidae. The record is from the annotation of a GenBank genome assembly.